Messenger RNA from Brienomyrus brachyistius, 3861 nucleotides. Its product is annotated as CMP-N-acetylneuraminate-beta-galactosamide-alpha-2,3-sialyltransferase 2-like. Lineage: Eukaryota; Metazoa; Chordata; Actinopteri; Osteoglossiformes; Mormyridae. Bases 959 to 2053 code for a protein of 364 amino acids. The transcript is spliced from 7 exons. The record is from RefSeq and is a predicted model, not a curated record. Gene Ontology annotation, molecular function: beta-galactoside (CMP) alpha-2,3-sialyltransferase activity.
UCACCUCAUCAGCCGGAGAAAUGUAAUUAUCGUGUAAGUCUAUACAUACGUAGAUGCAUAUUUAUGUCACACACUGUGCACGUUUAGUUAUUAACGUAUAGUUUGUCCGCAAUCUAUAUUGCGCUCAGAGUAAAUCUGCCUCCCGCUGCAGUCCUGAGGUCUAGUAAAUCUGUUAUUUUCUUACUUAACUGUCGUGGAUGUAUUUUACUGAAAACUACAAUUCCCCAAAGGCUGUAUUUUGGCUCUGUGAGCGGGAUGGCCGGUAUCUCUUAUGCGGCUGCAGUGACCUCGGGAGGGGGAUGUGCGAAGAAAAGCGUCUUUUAACCGGGGGGGCUCCAUGAAACCAGAUGCUCUGCCUAAGAUAAGGAAAUAGCGAAUAGGCAAAUGUUAAACUGAUAUGAAUACUAGGAGAUGGUGAAUGGCACAGCCCGGGUCUUACGCAUCUCAAUGCACGAUCGCCAGCCGCCGGGUUUAAUGGUAAUAAAACGUCUACCGAAGCAUGAUAACCCCCCUGGAGUAGCUGCUACCAUCGUGCCUCGUUGGAAGACACCCGGGGCGAAGUGGCGAGAGAAAGAGCCGCAAACGUGGGAAGCGGUCAGCCUAGUUUACAGCAGUGGGAAAUGCCCCCAGUCCUACAUGGAUAGAAGCUGCUGACCCCUACGGCUGAAGUCCCAGCACAGAAGGGGGGGGCAAGCGGGGGCAGCUUGACAUCGCCUCCUCCUGGUGACAGCACUUCUGGGAGAGAAGUAAUCUAGAAGGAGUUGAAAGGAAUUCCACAAGUCAAGAGGUAGAUCUAUCAGCUUAGAUCAGGUGGAACUGAGAUACCAGUACAUGGAUAGACGGGAUUUCAGGUAAAUCCAGCCCGGACUGGACUUGUCUUGACUAGGGAUACUGGGACAGACACGUGUCCCCAGAGUCCACAUCUGAUAUCAGCCCCAAAGGACCUGGAGGGGGCGAUAUGGAGCAGGGGGCUCGGGCCAGGGCCGCCACAGGAACUGUGCACUGCAUCUCCCGCUUCUGGGUUCUGCUGGGAUCACUGGUUCUCAUCUUCCUCACCUCACUGCUCUUCUCCCUGCGUGGGGGGGGCAGGCUGUACAUGGACCCCGCCAGCUGGGAGGAGGUACGCCGAGUCAAACUAGUGCCAAGCUAUUCUAGAGGUGUGCAGCCUCGGCAUCUAGAGGGAGUCGCUCUGCGGACCUGCUCCUGCCACCUCUGUGUGGGGGACCGGGGGGCGUCCCGCUGGUUCGAUGACAAUUUUGAUCCUGACAUCUUGCCUGUAUGGACCGAGGACAACAUCGAAUUGCCAGCUGAUGUUUACUAUUGGUGGGCGAUGCUCCAGCCACAGUUCAAGCCUCACGGCCUUCGGCAUGUGCUGUCGCGGCUCUUCAGGGUGAUUCCAGGUCACUCCCCCUUUGGCCCCCGGAGCCCCUCCCGCUGCCUGCGUUGCGCCGUGGUGGGAAACUCAGGCAACCUACUGGGGGCAGGUUACGGCCACACGAUCGACGGGCACGACUUCGUCAUGAGGAUGAAUUUGGCUCCCACUGCGGGCUAUGAAAAUGAGGCAGGCAGUCGCACCACCCACCACUUCAUGUACCCCGAGAGUGCCCGCAACCUGGAUCCCAACGUCAGCUUCAUACUGGUGCCCUUCAAGACCCUGGACCUCCUGUGGAUCACCAGUGCCCUGUCGACUGGCCACAUCAGCUUCACUUAUGCUCCAGUGAAGCAGUUCCUGCAGGUGGACAAGGACAAGGUCCAGAUCUACAACCCCGCCUUCUUUAAGUACAUCCACGACCGCUGGACCCGACACCACGGCCGCUACCCCUCCACAGGCAUGCUGGUGCUUUUCUACGCUCUACACGUGUGUGACGAGGUGAACGUGUUUGGCUUUGGCGCAGAUCAAAGAGGGAAUUGGCACCACUACUGGGAGGAGAAUCGCUACUCCGGAGAGUUCCGCAGAACAGGUGUCCAUGAUGCUGAUUAUGAGGCUCAAAUAAUCCAGUUACUGGCCAAGGCUGGAAAAAUCACUGUGUUCCCUGGCAACAGGAAGCCCUAAAUGAUGGUGACGCUCCUCAUUUAUCCACAGAUGGUCUUAUUACAGAGUUUUUUUUAAUGUUUAGGUACAAGGGUAAUAAUAGGUGGACAAACAGAGCAGAACUGCUGAUCUUCUGAAAAACGCAUCCUACCAUUGUUGGGUGAACAUGUGCAGAAGUUCCCCCACUGUCCAACUGCAGCCCUAUGCUGGUUCAUCACAAACAUCUACACCAUUAGAAGGGCAAAAAGAUGUGGACAUCAGGGGCAGUACAAGCUUACUGAUACCCAGACAAACAUGGGAGGACACUGUCUUUUAUGCAACUGAUAAACUUUGCCUCCUCGGCUAAUACAAUCACCAGCCAUCAUCUGUGACUGUGCAUCUGAACCCUAUUACACCCUUGCAGUGUAGCAAAAACUAACAGCAACAAUAACCAUGUUGAAUUUUACAUCUUUUUACAUCCUUUUUUAGCAUGUAUCACAUUUCCCGUUUAAAAGAUUUCUUUAGGCAGUUAGAUGUUAUUUCUUCCUUCGCGUUUUGAGUAGCCCUUUGUUUACAUGAAAACAUUCUUCUUGGAUACUGCUCUGAUCAGCAGUGAGUACUGUAGUAGUGAGCACUGAGACGUGUCUGGAUUUACACACAAGAUUUAUACCACUGGUUAUACCAGGAAACAGCAAUAAUUACCAAGCAUACCUUUGAUAUCAAACCAUGGUUUAAACAAUUUGGGUUGUUCCCAGUGAAUAACAGGUGUGUGUCUUUUUGUCAGUUUAAUGGGAAGUCAAGAAAUGAUUUUGCCAUUAGUGCUGCAAGGCGAGCAUAGCACUUGCAGGAUGUCCACCACUACUGGCUGUAUCAAAAUGUGGUUCCAUCAUGCCCAGAAGUACAAAGAGAAAACCUUAGGAGCCUCAGCUUCUUUAUGAGAACGACCAUUAUUCUGGAGUCUAAAGUCACAUGCAUGCUGUGGUGCUACUGGGGGCCCCAUGAACCGAGAAACACAUUUCAACUGCUGCUUUUUGAUUGGUGGGUGCUGACACUUCGACGAGGAGGAGUUGAUCCAAUCAAUAUUAUUGGUUUGCUGCGUCCAUGACAUGUGGGUUUGAGAGCGACCCUCUCUGAGUGAUCAUCAUAGUACCUGCUAGCAGCACUGAAUUCCUCUGGCGGGGAUAGGGCGGGCAAGCAGAAGAAAUGUUUUAUUUAGGAUUAUUAAUACAUUUGGCAAAUUUGGUGGGGUUUUUUUUUUUUGCUUGUGUUUACUUUUACAGGGAGUCAUAAAAUUCAGAUGAAGCCACAAAAGUGAAUGAGCAGCUGCGUUUGCACAUUAACACACAUGCCAGUGCCUUGAUCUAGUUGGUAUCAUCUCAUCCCACCCUGGGGCUCAACCCUGGAAAUAUACAGGCUUUGCUUUGUGCGUCAAGGACCCCCCUAUGGCAGCUGUCAUUUCCCAGCUGCAGCUGGUCACAUGCUUAUUACCACAGUGACCAGUGACUGUGACUCAUAAAUUCCUUUCUGGUUUCUGAGGGGGCAGGGUAUCUGUACAAAAUGAAUCAUCCAUGACUCACCCAUCAUUAAAAAAAUAAUAUAUAUCUUUCCUUUAUUCACUAAUAUAGUCCCUACCAAAGAUUAAUAUUUUUGCUGCAUCACUGCAUUGUGAGUGAUGUACCCAGCCUGUUGACUAAUCAAAAAUUGAUUCACACAGUAGUGAUGCCCUUCCCAAUUGCUGAAGGGAGCAGUCACCACCAAUACCAUCAUUUUUAUGUUCUAUGUUGUGUUUUAAAUACAUGGUUUCUCUGUGUGACUCCUGUUGAAAAUAAUAAAAGUUAUAUCUACAUUGA